UUUGUAUUACGUCACAUCCGUUUUCAUGCGACGUUUGAAAAAAAAUGUCACGUCUAUAAAAGUCUCCGAGCACAGCAACGGGCAAGUAUUUGCAUCUUCCAACAUAUAUAACCAUGAGGAACUCAAAACAGAUAUAAAAUGACACACUUCACAAUAUUUGUGUCAUUGCUUCUCGUCUUCGUCGGAGAAGCAGCAGGAGAAACAUGUCGAUUACAUAUAUUGGAGGAUGCCGCGGAGGGGGUGACAAUGGGAGAGCGAUUGUUCUGUUUCCUGUUUUUCCCGUACACGCCACCGGAGGACGUAGCAUACCAACUGUGCGACACACCCCAGUCAGACCAUUGGUUGUCCCUGGAUAACAUGUCCACCAUCAUAUCUGAUAUCAACCCGAGCUGGCUUGCCGUUUGGUUUUACUACAACCUGACCGUAGUUUUGGCAGCGUACUACAAUGUAUGGAUGGCUAGCCGUUACCCACGUCAGAUCCUUUGUAAAACAACAAGUGAAAAGGUGUGUGAACACUCCAAACGGAGGAAAUUCAAAUGUCGUAACGAGGAUGAAAAGCGGGAUAAAUUGAGGUUUUUGAAAGUACAGAAAAACAAGUCUGAUAUUCUUCCCAAGUUUAUACAUCUGCAUAAAAUCAACUACAGUUCCGGCAGUUUGGGGAAGCUGGAAAUAAAUGGCCAGACUACGCAUAGACACCAGACAGCGUUCUUCAGAUUGAGACGGAGGUACUCAGCCGAGAAGUUACCGAGACACAUAAUCAUGGACCUGUUAGAUGCUGGUACGUUGCAGCAAAAUAAACACGCUUUGCAAAGCGGAAGGGAAAACAGCUUCAGAGACGCCAGACAAGAAACUGUUGAAACGUUGUUAAAACGAAAACAUGAUGAAGAACGGAACCAGAUUUUACAAUCGAUGUCACCAGAUGUGGGAGACGGGAACGGAGGAGGUGGUGGUGGUGGAGACUUUGUGGACGGGACAAACAUACAUAAUAUCGGUCGUCCGUGCGCAAGUUCUAGCUUUAUAUCUACUUUUGAUGCGGAAGCAAUUGAGCCAGCAGAAGUCGACAGCGAUGAAGAAGACUUCGUUAUUGAAAAUAAUGGAAACUUGUCGCAAGGCAGCUCCAGUCUAAGAAGAAAUCUGGAACAGGGGAAUGAGCGAACCGAUAGCUCUCCAAGACACCACGAGUACGAAGGUAACAGCCGGACACACCAGAGCUUCACCGACUGGAUUCCAAACUACCUUCCGAAUACUCCAGACGACACCUUCAUGACGUCAUUUGAUGUCGGUACGGAUCGGAGUACAAUAUAUGACGAUCACGAAAACGAAAGUACCUUGAUGACGACAAUGAUGGAAAGCUUUGUUAGUAUGUCGGACAGUCUACAGAAGACAGCCACGUGGUACGGAAGUGACGACUUGGAAGUAUCCCCGUUCCAGUGGUUGUCCGCUGUCUUGGUUACCAGAAGACUUGCGAAGAAAGUCUGGGCGCUUGUGUUUGGACAUCCAGGUCCGCGUCCAGUAUAUAGCUCUCCGCCCCCUCGGGAUGCCUCUCCGAUGAAUGAGUCGACAUCCACACCCCCAUUCCGACCAACAUCUCAGCAAUAUUAUCCUGACUUUCAGUCAGAACUGCCUCGAUAUGAAAUGGUAGAUUAAUGGAGAUGCGACAGACACAAGAGUACUAAUAAAUUAUAUAAUAAUGAAGUGUCUCAAUC
This is a messenger RNA of Pecten maximus, 1706 nucleotides long. RefSeq lists its product as uncharacterized. The record is from RefSeq and is a predicted model, not a curated record. The coding region runs from base 139 to 1647 and encodes 502 amino acids. The transcript has 5 exons. NCBI's taxonomy places the organism in Eukaryota, Metazoa, Mollusca, Bivalvia, Pectinida, Pectinidae.